GACAAGUGAGAGACCGACGACCGUUCGGCGGCGUUCUAUUCCCUUCCCCUCUCAGUAUCUUACUUCUCCACUGUUUCAGGUGCUCUAUGACCAGUGGAGGGACGUCUCUUACUGUGACAUGCGAUUUCAUGUUCUCGGAAUUGGAUCUAUUGGCUCUCUCAUAUCUCACCACCUACGUCGGGUCCUGCCAUCCACACACACUAUCACUCUUAUUCAUAAAACCCUUCGUCAAGCACGAGAUGUUCAGGACAGCGGAGGAAUUAUUCGCGUCGAAGCAUCAGGAGUACUCGAAAACGCGUCGGGGUUCAAGUCGGAAUUGUUCGAUGGAGUGGCGGCCAGGCCCAGGAUACGGUCCAAGAUGCAAUCAUCAGAGAAUCCCUAUACAGACAUCCAAAAGGAGGGCGGUGACGACGGAGUGCACGAAAACAGUAUUGAAUCCCUGUUUGUCACAGCGAAAGCACACCAGACACUUCCCGCGCUCCGAAAACUUUCUCCCCGGCUCUCGCCCAACUCAACCAUUAUCCUCAUGCAGAACGGUAUGGGUGUCUACGAAGAACUCAUCCAAGAAGUCUUCCGCAAUCCAAUAUCCAGACCCCACUUCAUCCUCGCAUCCAACACACAUGGUGUACACUCCAAAUCUCCAUUUAAUGUCAUCCACGCAGGGAAAGGCGAAAUCCGAUUUGGCAUCGUCCCAGAUUCUGCGGGAAGAAACUUCGAAGCGGAAUUUCAAAACUAUUCUAUCCCCACACCCGAUCGACGCGGUAGACUGGCGGACAUCGUCGAGUCGGAAGAUGACCCUCACUUUGCGCGAUACAGAAGCUUGCGAAAUUCGGUGGCUGCACUCGUGCUCAUGGACGCGCUCAAUACGACGUGGUGUCCGAUGGAAGAGGUACAGAUCGCCAUGAGACGAAAAUUGGUGGUUAAUUCCGUCAUCAAUCCGCUUACGAGCAUCAUGGGAUGUAGAAAUGGAGAAUUAUUCCAGACGAAAGCCGCGCAUGGGGUGAUGCGGUCAGUUUGUCGCGAAGCUGCACAAGCUUUUGCUGCUGAAGCAGCCGCGAAGGCACUGGAACGCAGAAAGUCUGUAGAGAACGAUUUGACGGUCCCACCAUCCUUUGUAUCCCGACUGUUGCAGGCUGAUUUCUUGGAACAAGAAUGUCUGCGUGUCGCAGAGGCAACGAAGUUCAAUAUCUCCUCGAUGUUGGCUGACAUUCGCAAGGGUGCCACUAACACGGAGGUAAAUUACAUGAAUGGUUAUCUCUUGAAACUUGGAAAGAAAUAUGGUGUCCGGUUGCCGACGACUCUAACUCUUUGGCGGAUGAUACACAUGCGAACUUCCAUCCCACUGGAUAAAUUGUUCUAGGAUUAUUAAACGAGAGUCGAGGCACUGUAAUGGUUAUCGUAAUAAAUACCCCUCCACUGAUUCGAAUCCAUACCGGUAAAGUACGAGGAAGUUUCC
Molecule: messenger RNA, 1456 nt
Organism: Marasmius oreades (fairy-ring Marasmius)
Lineage: Eukaryota; Fungi; Basidiomycota; Agaricomycetes; Agaricales; Marasmiaceae
Exons: 1
Coding region: 119-1360 (413 amino acids)
Biological process (GO): pantothenate biosynthetic process
Cellular component (GO): mitochondrion; cytoplasm
Molecular function (GO): 2-dehydropantoate 2-reductase activity; NADP binding
Source: RefSeq, a predicted model, not a curated record